AAUCAUCUCAUCUCUGUUGCAUUUACCUACCAUGGGCUGCUGUGCGUCCAAGAAACCUUUGACGGCGGCGGAGUCUCCUCCUCGUCCUUCUCAUCCCCCGCCGUCCGUUCACCAGCCACUUCGUCAGCCGCUGCCGCCACCAGUUCAGACGCAGUUGCCCACGGUAGAAAACUGUAUCAAUUUCUUUCAAACCAUCAAAAAGGAGGCCGACAUUGAUUAUUUGGUUGAUCUCAUCGACGAGAAGUUGCAGUCUCUUCUAAACAGGUCAAGCACUUCUUCAGAACCUGUUUCCUGUACACUGAAGGGUAGGGAGAAUUCAGUAUGGAGUUCCCUUAUCCAAAGUGGGUCUAUAUUCCUUGAAGUUUUGAAUAUGAAUAUUCAGCUGGAGAAGGGAGACGAAGUAAGGAGACAAGAUUUAGCACGAAGAUUGGAUGAUGUGGGGAAGGUGCAUUGGGUAUUUGGAGGGCUAUCCACUAUAGCUUUCUUGUUAGGAGAGAUUGGUCAAGUCUCUGAAAACCAGAGUGAAUGCAUAGAACUCUUGAGUGAAAUGGUUAAGCUUGCUGCGUAUAUCAAACUGUUGAGUUAUGAUAAGCCAAACGAAGAAAAGAUAUUGAGAAAGGCAAUUAUAAUGAUUAUUGAAGGAUCCAUGAUGUGCGCUUCUCAAUUGAAGUCUAGAAAACUUUUCAGUUUUUUAAAGGAUUCUGUGGACUCCAUAAGUUUGAUCGCUUUACAAUCAAGAAUAAAUCAGCUCCUUCUCGGACUAAAACCUGAGCAGUCCAUUGUCUUCCCUCCAUGGAAGCCCAUUCAUCCAGAUUAUGCAGUUGGCAUCCAAAAGCAGAAGCAACAAGUAAUAAAGUUGCUCGAUAUGGAAACAGACAAAAAGUCCUCAUUGGGUGUAGUUAUUCAUGGAUUUGGGGGAAUAGGAAAGACAACUCUUGCUACUGCUGUUAUUGCAGACUUGGAUCUCACUGAUUACAAUUACUCGGGAGUUGAAAUCAAAGAAAACCGCUCCAGGAAUAACAUAAUAUGUAUGCAGGAGCAAAUAUUGAAAGAUGCCUUCCCAGCAUAUACUUAUGAUAGGAAUGCAACAUUGAGAAAUAGUACAGAUGGCCGGGAUCAUCUUAUCAGCGCUUUCCAAGCAAAUGGAAAUAAGCCAGUAUUUCUGUUUAUUGACAACGCUUUUCGCGCAGAAGACUUGAAAGACCUCUUCCCAAAGCGUUUAGCAGGCCUUCCAAUGGGGAGCAGAAUAGUGAUCACAACUCGAAAUUCUGGUGUGAUGGAUAUGCUCAAAGACGUAGGCCUUGCAUGUCGUGAGCAUCGUGUGGGUGCUCUACCCCAGCAAGAGGCAACCAAAAUUUUGCUCAGAGAUUUCAGUCCUGAUAAUACCAGACACAAAGAGAACGUGCGGAAAGCCCUUCAGAUUUGCGCUGGGAUUCCGUUAGUCUUAGAAAUUGUUGGUGCUCAUUUGCGUAAGCAUAACUACAUAGGAGACAGAUGUACGCAAAUAUUUGAAUCUUUGGAGAGAGUAAAUGUAGAGAUUCUGAGCCAACGUGCAGUUACUUUCCUGUGUAAUGAGCUGGAUCAGUCUACGAAGGAAGCGUUUUUGGAUAUUUGUUGCUUCUUUUUCAACUGGAGUCGCCGCGAUGUGGAGUACAUCGUUGGAGCAGAGGAAGUCACACGUCUGGAAGAGGCGGCUUUGUUCAAGACGUCCAACAAAAACAAGGUAAUUGUUCAUGAUGUCAUCCAAGCAGAAGGGCUGAGUAUGUCUGAAUCCAGUAGAAUUAUGGACAUGCAAUCCUGGCUAGAAGUUGCAGGUAACAAUCAGAGGCUCGGUCAAAUUAAAGGAGUUUGGCUUAGUGGGAAGGAUUUUGAAUCUGGGUAUGAACUUGAUGAGAAGCACAUUGUUUCGAUGAGAAAAAAUUUGAGAGUUCUGGCCUUGGGGAACAAGAUAAAUGUAUCACGAUCGAAUCAAAGGACACCCAAAUUUAAUGAAUUGAGAUUUCUCUGUCUAGGCGGCGAUAUCUCUGCUUUAUGGCCACAGAAUUUAGAGUCCCUUGAGGAGUUGGCUGUGUUCCAUGGCCCUGUCUUUAAGGACGGUGUGACUUUGUAUCAGUUACCGAUGAAGCUACGGGUGAUGAAAGCCACAGCGCAAUCUCGGGAAUCUACAAAUUCGCAGAGGUCCAGGCCCGCCAAUGUCAUCCCAAAUUCUUCUUUAGAGGAAUUGGAUUUGAAAGAAUUGAAAUCUUUCCAGACAUUACCCGAACAACUUGAUCACUUAAAUGGCCUCAAGGUUUUGAUAUUAGAUGAAUGGGACAAAAUGCAGGAGCUGUCUGAGCAGGUAAAUGAACUCCAUUCAUUAUGUAAAUUGAGCAUCUGUGGUGGCAAUUCUUUGAAGAGUCUGCCAAAAUCAUUUGGGCAAUUAAGUUCUUUAGAGGUGUUGAUCUUAACAAGCUGUAAGCAAUUGGAAGAAUUGCCCUCAAGUUUUGGAGACCUGAGCUCUUUAAAAAAAUUGAAUCUAGCAGAGUGUGCAAACAUAAAAGAACUUCCUUCAAGCUUUGGAAGAUUAAGUUCUCUGGAGGUUUCAAAUCUAGAAAAGUGCUGGAAAUUGGAAGCAUUGCCUUCAAGCUUUGGGAAACUGAGUCAGUUAAAAAAGUUGAGCCUGCAGUCAGAUGAGCUUAAAGAAUUACCUUCUAGCUUUGGGAAGCUUACAUCUUUAGAAGAGCUGAAGUGCAAUUGUCUGGAACUGAAGGAAUUACCUGUUACCUUUGGGCAGCUUAAUUCUUUAACAAAUUUAGAUCUAAGUUGUUGCGUGAAAUUGAAAACCUUGCCCUCCACCGUCGGAGAACUUAGGUCACUAAAAGUUUUCAGUUUAUUCUCUUGCUUUAGAUUAGAAGAUUUGCCUUCCCAGAUCGGGGAACUUUCAUGUUUGACACAUUUAGAUUUAAGACAAUGCCACAGUUUGAGAGAACGUCCAAAAUUUUCUUGUCCGAGACGCAGACAUCAGUCCAUUUGGCUUCCGGACCACCUAAUGGACAGGAAUUCCUCGUCUUCAAAUUAGAUGCUUCAAAUGAUCGAGUCUUUCAAGUACUGUUGUCGUCUUUAUCUCUGUCUGUAUGGCAGAAAUAUAUUUGUAUUUAUGAUGUCAGUUUGUGAUAUUAUAAUAUGCUUGUAUAUGGUUGUUUAUUUAAUGAGACAAUCUUGA
Messenger RNA from Cryptomeria japonica (Japanese cedar), 3202 nucleotides. RefSeq names its product disease resistance protein RUN1. The transcript has 7 exons. Gene Ontology annotation, molecular function: ADP binding. Lineage: Eukaryota; Viridiplantae; Streptophyta; Pinopsida; Cupressales; Cupressaceae. The record is from RefSeq and is a predicted model, not a curated record. Gene Ontology annotation, biological process: defense response to fungus. The coding region runs from base 32 to 3058 and encodes 1008 amino acids.